This is a messenger RNA of Aethina tumida (small hive beetle), 976 nucleotides long. Its product is annotated as cuticle protein-like. The transcript has 2 exons. Bases 131 to 898 code for a protein of 255 amino acids. Gene Ontology annotation, cellular component: extracellular matrix. The record is from RefSeq and is a predicted model, not a curated record. NCBI's taxonomy places the organism in Eukaryota, Metazoa, Arthropoda, Insecta, Coleoptera, Nitidulidae.
GUCGGGUGAAAGGUGUGGCUGAACUUGAAAGGCCGAUCUGAGGGUCGCUUGAUUUAAACAAAUUUUCGUAUAAAAAGGACCAAGCUCAACACGAAAUCAUCGCACUUCAACUUCUAAGUUCGAAACCAACAUGGCAUUCAAAUUCGUCGUAUUCGCUGCUUUCGUAGCCGUAGCUCGCGCUGGCCAUUUGGGUUACGCCGCCGCCCCCGUAGCCUACGGAGCUCAUGCCUACGCUGCCCCAGUAGUAGCCGCCCAUGCCGUAGCUCCAGUCGUCAAAUCCGUCGUAGCUGACGCCCCAGCCCACUACGACUACGGAUACUCCGUCAGCGACCCAUUGACCGGUGACCACAAAUCCGCCGUUGAAACCCGCCGUGGCGAUCUCGUACAAGGCAGCUACUCCCUCGUUGACUCUGACGGAACAAAACGCACCGUAGACUACACCGCCGAUUCCCACAACGGUUUCAACGCCGUCGUAUCUAAGGAACCCCUCGCUGUAGCCGCCCCAGCCGUAGCCACCUACGCCGCUCAUGCCCCAGCCGUAGCCACCUAUGCCGCUCAUGCCCCAGCCGUAGCCACCUACGCCGCUCAUGCCCCAGCCGUAGCCACCUACGCCGCUCAUGCCCCAGCCGUAGCCACUUACUCCGCUCACGCUCCAGCUGUAGCUUCCUAUGCCGCCCACGCCCCAGCCGUAGCCACCUACGCCGCUCAUGCCCCAGCCGUAGCCACCUACGCCGCCCACGCCCCAGCUACCUACACCGCCCACACCGUAGCUCAUGCCGCUCCAGUAGCUCACGCAUACGCCGCUCCAGUUGUAGCCGCUCACUCUGCCCACGCUUACGCCGCUCCCUCUGUCCAUCAUUAUGCUCAUGCUGCCCCAGCCCUUACCCACGCUUGGUAAAAUGUAGAAUAUAAAUAUUUGUAAAUUAUUUUUUGUGUGUAAAUAAAGAACGCUUAUCAAAAAAAAAUAUUGUAAUAU